Molecule: messenger RNA, 2935 nt
Organism: Scophthalmus maximus (turbot)
Lineage: Eukaryota; Metazoa; Chordata; Actinopteri; Pleuronectiformes; Scophthalmidae
Gene: syk
Product: spleen tyrosine kinase
Exons: 15
Coding region: 290-2155 (621 amino acids)
Biological process (GO): neutrophil activation involved in immune response; cell differentiation; adaptive immune response
Cellular component (GO): cytoplasm; extrinsic component of cytoplasmic side of plasma membrane
Molecular function (GO): non-membrane spanning protein tyrosine kinase activity; signaling receptor binding; ATP binding
Source: RefSeq, a predicted model, not a curated record
CUGGGUGUAACAGGCGUAUUGGUCAGUGUACAGAUAAAAAAGGGAAGUAGAAGAAUUAAAAUAUCAAGGAAGUUGUUGAAAUGAGGAAGCUUCAGUGCUCCACCGACUCACUGUGUGUCAGUUAAUCUGCUGGGAAACAGCCAGGAUCCACUACUGCAGGCAGCGGUUAUGCUGAAGGACUGAAGGAGCUACACUAGAGGAGGAUCACACUGUGGCCCUCCUUCAACACUGUUACAGUUUCAGAUUUAAAUCCUCUCGUCCCUAAGGGAACCACCAUCCAGAAGCCCAAAUGGCUGACAGUGUGCAUGCACUGCCAUUCUUCUACGGCAACAUCACCAGGGAGGACGCGGAGGGCUACCUGAAGCAGGCAGGCUUGGGCAGCGGCUCGUACCUGCUCCGGCAGAGCCGCAACUACCUGGGAGGCUUUGCGCUCUCUGUCUUGCACUCAGCCCGCUGCUACCACUACACCAUUGAAAGUGAGGCGAAUGAAACAUAUGCCAUAGCCGGUGGUAAGAUCCACAGGAGCCCUGUGGAUGUGAUUGAUUACCACUCGCAGGAGAUGGAUGGCCUCGUGUGUCUGCUCAAGAAGCCCUGCAACCGGCCCAAGAACAUGCAGCCCAAGGUGGGGCCGUUUGAGGACCUGAAGGAUAAACUGAUCCGGGAGUAUGUGAAGCAGACCUGGAACCUGCAGGGGGCAGUUCUGGAGCAGGCCAUCAUCAGCCAGAGGCCUCAGCUGGAGAAGCUCAUUGCCACCACUGCACACGAGAGAAUGCCCUGGUUCCACGGAGCGAUUACGCGAGAAGACUCCGAGCCCAGACUUCAAAAUGGCUCCCGUACAAAUGGAAAAUUCCUGAUUCGACAGAGAGAUUUGAGUGGAUCCUAUGCUCUGUGUUUACUACAUGAAGGACAAGUCAUGCAUUAUCGCAUUGACAGGGACAGGACUGGAAAGCUCUCCAUCCCAGAUGGCAAGAAGUUUGACACGCUGUGGCAGCUGGUGGAGCACUACUCGUACAAACCAGACGGCCUCCUGCGAGUGCUGACAGAGGUCUGUCCACGAGCCGAUGGAGACACUGUGAUAGGACGGCCACUCCUCCCACGGGACCUUCCUGGACUAAGUUCUACCCUCCAAAAUGCAGCAGGUGGAAUUCUCUCCCGACUCAAAACUGUUCCCAUACCUGGCCGAAAAAAGAGCCGAGGAUCCCGACACAACACCACAGAUAAUCUCAAUCCUUAUGAAUCCAGGGUGCCCAACAAUCAAGACAUCAAAGAGGCCAUGCCGAUGGACACGGAGGUGUACGAGCGUCCGUACGCAGACCCAGAUGAGUUGAGGAGCUCCACGGUGGAUCGCAGCCAUCUUUUCUUGGAGGAUGGAGAACUGGGCUCUGGGAACUUUGGUACCGUCAUGAAGGGCAUCUACAAAAUGAGAAGGACAGAGAAGCCUGUUGCAGUUAAGAUUCUGAAGAACGAUGAUAACAACCCGUCGGUGCGAGAGGAAAUGCUGCGAGAAGCCGAUGUGAUGCAGCAGCUGGACAAUCCGUACAUCGUCCGGAUGAUCGGCAUCUGUGAGGCAGAGAACCUGAUGCUGGUCAUGGAGCUGGCUGACCUGGGGCCGCUCAACAAGUUCCUGCAGAAAAACAAGCAAACCUCCAUGAAGAACAUCACCGAGCUGGUCCACCAGGUGUCCAUGGGGAUGAAGUACCUGGAGGAGCAUAACUUUGUGCACAGGGACCUCGCCGCCAGGAACGUGCUGCUGGUCACGCAGCACUACGCCAAGAUCAGUGACUUCGGCCUCUCCAAGGCCGUCGCAGAGGAGAAGAACUACUACAAGGCCAAGGGUCAUGGGAAGUGGCCAGUGAAAUGGUACGCUCCCGAGUGCAUCAACUACUUCAAGUUCUCCUCCAAAAGUGACGUGUGGAGCUUCGGGGUGCUCCUGUGGGAGGCCUACUCCUAUGGCCUGAAACCAUACAAGGGAAUGAAAGGAAACGAUGUCAUGCAGAUGAUAGAAGGUGGCGAGCGUAUGGACGCCCCCGUGAACUGUCCACCAGAGAUGUAUGACCUCAUGAGGAAGUGCUGGACGUACAAGGCAGACGAAAGGCCCGGAUUCACCAUCGUGGAGCCGAGACUACGAGAGUAUUAUUAUGAUAUCGCACAGUGAUUCUUCACAUGGCCGUUAUGAGACUAUGCAAGAUGUUGGUUGAUGGAGGAAAAAAAAGGAGUUUGAUAAUGUACAAAUGAUUGAGUGUUUUUUUUGAGUGUUGAUUAAAAAAAUGAAAUAUUAGCUAGGGCGAUCUGAACUGCAUUUAAAAAAUAUAUUGUAUAAUGUUUUUGAUGGAUGUUUUUAGGGUCAGGUGUUGGGAACCGGUCGACCAGCAGGUGGCAGCAGAGUAAAAGGGAUGAAGCCCCAUGAACAAGUUUUGAGCCCAGAGUACUCAACAUGUUCUUUGUACUUUCAGAGCCAUGGCCUUAUUUCUCCUUCAUCUGAUAUACUGAGAUGAAUGGAACAUUUACUGUCGCAUAUCAUGUUUUGUUUAACCAACACCCCAACAAGUGUAUUUUACAUACAAGGUAUUCAAAUAGACCUGGGACACUUCCUUGGGGGCUAUACGAGUUGUCUAGCUUAAGGUCGGACCAUGUGUUUUAGAGAUUCAGCAUGAUGUGGUCAGUGACCUCUGCCAAUAAAAUGACAUGUUGAUUCCUUUGUCCAAUCCGCUGCCUCUGUAUUUAAAGAGGAACUACUGGAGCCCUCUAUUGACGGGUUCAUUAAGUCUCUUCCGUCUGCAGUGAUUCUCAUUCAUCCAGGUCGUCGUUGUCUAUAACUGUGUUGAAUCAGGAGCAACUGCAACUGGAUAUCAUGUUUGUUACCAUAUUACACGGAAUCCCGCAGAACUCUGACUAAUGUAAAAGCUGACAAAAUAAAUUGGAUCUAAAAUCCUGA